This is a messenger RNA of Gryllus bimaculatus (two-spotted cricket), 1710 nucleotides long. The record is from the annotation of a GenBank genome assembly. Lineage: Eukaryota; Metazoa; Arthropoda; Insecta; Orthoptera; Gryllidae.
AUGGCACCGGUUCUCAGAAGUGACGGCAACCGCUUCCAGCUGCCCGAGCGGGAGCCCUUCCUCUACGUCCGCUCCCUGCGCUGGCUGCAGCUCGACGCCUGCGGCCUCACGCACCUGCCCGAGUCGGCCUUUCGCCGCCUGCCCAACCUGCGAGUGCUGCAGCUGCGUGACAAUGACUUAGAGACGCUCGGUGAUGCUGUCGUCUACUUGAAGAACCUCUCUGUGUUGGCUCUCCAGGGGAAUAGACUUGUGCGUCAAGUAUUCAUGUUGCCUCCUGGUCUCCAGCUGUUCAAUCUGAAUGACAACGACGUUGAUGCUUUUGACAAGGGGAUGAUUCAAGGGGCCGACAACUUGGAGUAUUUGUUGAUUUCCAAUAACUAUAUAACAUCGAUUCAUGAAGGCUCACUACUUUACCUGCACAACCUGAAAUUUCUAGAACUCGGAGGAAAUAAACUUAACACAACCUUUGACACCCUUUCGUCAGCAGCAUCCAUAGAAAUUGUUCACUUAGAAAAUCUAUCUAGCCUAAAGCUUCAUGAAAACGAAAUAGAAUCGAUAAAUUUAGAAGUAUUUCUGAAGAUGAAGAAUUUGAAACAACUGUCGCUUUCCGGAAAUAAAAUUAAAACUAUCACGAACGAAGUGUGGCGUAGAAAUUUAGAGAUAGAAGAGACACCAACACUGGAGGGUCUUUCGCUUUCUGGAAAUAAAAUUAGCUUUUUAGGGUCAUCAUUAAGACCAUUCAUGAGUUCAAUGCUUAACCUUAAUCUGUCGAGCAACAGACUAGUUUCCUUCAGCUCCAGCAGACUCACCCAAGAGACUAGAAGCUCUCUGAAGUCUUUGGAUCUGAGCCACAACCGAAUAAACCCGUCCUUGGCUAAAACACUAGAGCUGGAUUACUUAACUGAAUUAGAAUUCUUGUCCUUGCAAGGCAAUGAAAUUGAAAGCAUGAGCGAUUCUACAUUUCGCCGUCUUAAACGUUUAAAACAUCUCGAUCUUUCAAACAAUAAGUUCAAGAAACUUCCAGCAGGUCUUUUCCGGAAUUUAAAAGAGCUCAAGAUUCUUCAUCUUAAGUUUCUAAACAUGAAUAACGGAAUGCAACAGUGGUCGUUGUAUUUAUUUGAUCCCUUGACAAAUUUAGAAGAAUUAUCACUGCAAGGAAACAAUAUAAGAAUUCUGCCAGAAACAAUAUUCCAAAAUUUGAAACGUUUGAAAAGUCUCGAUUUAUCUUACAACAAUCUGCAGGUUCUAAAUUUGAAUAUCCUUAUGAAUUCUGUAUAUUUAAAGAAGUUAAAUUUAAAAUACAACAGCCUGCUGUACCUGAGUUGUAAUUCUCCGUGCUCGUUUGUCAGUAUAACGCACGUCGACUUGGAAAGCAACAGUUUCAGAGAAAUACCGCGCAACUUCACCACGACGUUUCCGUCCCUCCAGCACCUCGACGUAUCCAGGAACCUCCUGGAGUCGCUGGAUCUGGACGCCCUGGAGGAGCUGGAGGGGCUGUCGUCUGUGCGCGCUUCGUACAACCCGAUCCCGUGCGACUGUCGCAUGCUCGCCGCUUGGGAGCGGUACGGCGGCGCAGGCAACCAGACGGUGGAGGCAACGUGCCAGGUACGCCUCAAAACACCCCCCCCCCUUCGUGGAGCGACACUUACUGUGCUCGAAGUUUGGAAAACAGUCAGCGGUUAUUGCAGAGAAAACAAAUUUCAUCAAUAA